AAGUGUGACACGGAACUAUUGCCCACACCAGGAUACUAACGCAGUAGAGGUAUCUCACCAACCCGGACAGUUUUGGGUUAUAAAGUGACAACAUUUCUCUUGCGGGUCAUAUCUUUGUGUUUGUUGAUUUCUGCUGGGGAUUUUUAACUAGUUGGUUUGAAUUCAAGCUCUUUAAAGAGUAACACUCAUGAUGUACAAGCUGCUGCUAACACUGGUGGUCGUGGUGACUGUGGCCGACUGUUAUUCUAUUCACGCUAGAGGUCGCUUCAUGGAAGCUCGAGAAAGAGGGGAGCAGAUGGGGUACAGAAGACGUUCACGAUUCGACUCAGAUGACGAAGACCGUCCACGAUACCGUGGCCCGGUCCGUGACCCUAUCCGCGUGGCAUCAAGUAGUGAAAGUGAAAGCAGCGAGGAGAGCGACGAAGCAGGGUCACGUGGUAUGGGGAUGAUGGGUAGACGUAACCGCGGUUGGAUGAUGAGCAGAGUUACCCCUUCUGUCAACACAAUCGGCGAGAGCGGCACUGAGUUCAUUGAGCAAGCAGGGGAAGACAACCCAACAACGACUGUUGUCGUAGAUGAGGCCAUCGAGCAACAGGCCAUGCAAGCCAACAGGCCACCCAGACGGACACAGGCUUAAAACUGUACCGUCAUUUGUGCUAAUUAAACAGGCUUAAACUGUACCGUCAUUUGUGCUAAUUAAACAGGCUUAAAACUGUA
Messenger RNA from Physella acuta, 717 nucleotides. RefSeq lists its product as uncharacterized. Lineage: Eukaryota; Metazoa; Mollusca; Gastropoda; Physidae. The record is from RefSeq and is a predicted model, not a curated record.